UAAUUUGUGAAAGUAUUGUAAACGCUUCGUCAGGAGAGGCACAGACAUGCAUCUUACCGGAUCUCACGCAAAAGUAUCAACGAUACAUAGAGACUGAGGUGGUACGACUAUCAGUUAUUAGAGAUAAUAAAGAAAUUUCGGAGAAAGAAAAAGACGAUAUAAUAAAUUCAAUAAAAUUCUCACUUUCUCGAGCAGAAGCAUUUAAAGAUUUGACUCUUGGUCUCUUUGAAAUUUUCGAAAAACUUAUUGAAGAAAGCGAUUCAAUUUCUCAUCCAGAAUUCAACGUAGAAACUUUGAGACUUAUUACAAAUUUCCACCAUAAAGCACUGUCAAUGAAUGACACCGAAUUUCUGCUGCAAAUAUGGGAUCAAUACGUAAACAAAAGCAUUCAUACACAAUAUGAAACAACAGAAGAACAUAGAUCUCAUCACGGAAGCACCCUCGAUUUGUUUAAAGACUUACUACAAGAUGUUGGUGUCGAGGCGGAUCGGUUAGAAGAAAAUAUGCAUCAGCAUAGGUUUCCGGAUGGUUCUAAAGUACAUGGAUCUCUGGAUAUGGUAUUUAAAUUGGAGGAGGAAGACGAUGAAGAAUUUUAUCCUAAAUUUUCACGUGAAGGGUCACACUACCAUAAAUCCGGGAAAGUUAUGAUGCUUGUAGACGGAGAAAAUAAUGAAUACAUUCUCACUAGACCGGAUGAUCUGUCCGCAUUUUAUGAAGACGGUCGUCUUAUACAAGAUUUGAUUUUUAUUAUUAUCGGAGCAUUCCUUUUCGGUUGGAUAUUUAAUAACUUAGGACUACCAGCAUUCUUGGGAUAUAUUAUUGCCGGCUGCAUACUUGGGCCAUCAGGAUAUAACGUCAUUCAGGAACUUAUUCAAACAGAAACACUCGCACAGUUUGGAAUUUUAUUCAUAGUAUUUAUGUUAGGCAUAGAAUUUUCUUUCGAGAAGGUUAAAUCUAUUUGGCGUUUUGCACUGGGUAGUGCCUCCAUGAUAUUUGUAGUGACACUUUUCUUUUUCGUAUCGGUCGGAGCCAUAAUAAAUACUAGCGUUAAUGAAUCUAUUUUUAUUGGUGCAUGCGUAUCUUUUUCAAGCACCGCCGUUGUCGAAAGAUUACAUUCUGUGGAAUUGGAACCUUUAUACG
Molecule: messenger RNA, 1140 nt
Organism: Acaulospora morrowiae
Lineage: Eukaryota; Fungi; Glomeromycota; Glomeromycetes; Diversisporales; Acaulosporaceae
Source: the annotation of a GenBank genome assembly